Sphenostylis stenocarpa is the source of this 1026-nucleotide messenger RNA. The record is from the annotation of a GenBank genome assembly. NCBI's taxonomy places the organism in Eukaryota, Viridiplantae, Streptophyta, Magnoliopsida, Fabales, Fabaceae.
AUGGGAGUGGAACAAGAGAUGGAGGAGGAGAAAGAAGAAACAUCCAACCGAAUCCAAAAGCAAAAGCAAAAGCAAAAGCUAGACCAAAACAACCACCCUUCAAAUUCUCUCCUCCUCCCAAUCAAGGAAGAGAGUGGAGGAGUGAGAUCAAAGGGGUUUGGAGGGGGAGACAGAGUGAAGAGAGAUGAGUGGAGUGAAGGGGCAGUGUCAACCCUUCUAGAGGCCUACGAGGCCAAAUGGGUGCUCAGAAACAGAGCCAAACUCAAGGGCCAUGACUGGGAUGACGUCGCGCGGCACGUGUCCGCACGUGCCAACUGCACCAAGUUACCCAAAACCUCCACGCAGUGCAAGAACAAGGUCGAGUCCAUGAAGAAGAGGUACCGAUCAGAAUCUGCAACCUCAGAUCAUGCCUCCUCAUGGCCUCUCUAUUCGCGCCUCGAUCUUCUUCUCAGGGGAACAGGCCCGCUUCUCUCCUCCCCGCCCCUCCCGGCGGUGCUCACGGCGGAGCCCUCGCAGAUGGAACCGCCCCUACAGUCGCCUCCUCCGGCGCCACCGUCGUCAGGGCCACUUGCAAUUGCGCAGAACUCGCAUGGAUCGAAUGGGGUUGAUGACAUUGACAAGCUCGUUAAGGAAGAUGGGUUAGGAAGAAAGUCAUAUGAGAAUGUAUCAAGCAAGAAUCCCGUGGACACAGAUAGCAGCACCCCUGCACUUUACUGCAAGGAGGAGUUGAGAAGUAAGAAGAGGAAGAAGAACAUAAAUGACAGCACAGGGAGAAGGAGGAAAGAGUAUAUGGAGAUAGCAGAAAGCUUGAGAUGGCUUGCAGAAGCCAUGAUUAGGUCAGAGGAAGCAAGAAUGGAGGCAGUGAAGGAGAUUGAGAGGAUGAGAGUUGAAGCUGAGGCCAAGAGAGGGGAGAUGGAGCUGAAGAGAACUGAAAUAAUUGCCAACACACAGUUAGAGAUUGCUAGGAUCUUUGCUUCUGUCAACAAAGGUGCUGUUGAUUCAUCUCUAAGAAUUGGAAGAAGCUAA